UCCCUUAAAACCCUUCUAUUUUUUUACUUCCUUCCCUCUCUCUCUCUCUCUCUCUCUCUCUCUCUCUUUGAAGAUAGACAAAACACACAGACAACCCAAACCAGCAAGCUCUCAUCUUGCCAGUUGCCAACUCUUUUGUUUUGGGAACCUUCUUGGGCAGUCGGUUGGCAGGAAGGCACAAAAGAGAACCACAUAGAACUAUACAAUCCUUCCUUACAAACUCUCUCUUACAAUAUCUAUCCUUCUUUUUCUUUUUUCUCUUUAGUCAAACAUGAAGGCACCCACCCCUCUGUAAGAGAUCUCCCUUACUCUUCUUCUUCUUCUUCUUCUUCUUCCUCUCUUUCUCUGUUUCUAUAAGACUUUCUAUCUUUAAAAAAAGUACCAUGGAAUUUUCAAAUGGAAGAAGAGGCACAUUUUUCUAUCAAGAUCAAGAAGAAGAUCAACAACAACAACAACAACAGCAGCAGCAGCAACAACAACAAGAAGAAGCUGGGCCAUCAGAGAUCAACAAAGAAGAUCAAGCUCAACCACCCCUAGCUCCAGUGAUAGAAAGAGAGCACAUGUUUGACAAGGUAGUCACUCCCAGCGAUGUCGGCAAGCUCAACAGACUUGUAAUCCCUAAACAACACGCCGAGAAGUUCUUUCCUCUUGACUCCUCCAACAAUGAAAAAGGCUUAUUGCUAAGCUUUGAAGACAACACCGGCAAACCAUGGAGGUUCCGCUACUCAUACUGGAACAGCAGCCAGAGCUACGUCAUGACUAAAGGUUGGAGUAGGUUUGUCAAAGAAAAAAGACUUGAUGCUGGUGAUACUGUUUCCUUUGGUCGUGGUGUCGGUGAAGCAGGUCGUGAUCGCCUUUUCAUCGACUGGAAGAGACGACCUGAUCAUGUUUCCAAUCAUUCCAUGGUCAUUCCUCGCUUUCCUUUACCAUCUAAUGCUCACCAGUACCACCAGUACCACCAGUACCACCACCACCACCACCAUCACCGUCCAUUAGUUCCAUUCAUGACUCCGGUGAUGGGCACAUCAUGGAGUAGUAGUAGUAGUAAUAGUAAUAGUAGUAGUAGUACUACUACUACUUAUGAUCGGUUUUACUUACAGACACCAACAAGGCACAACUUCCUAAAUAAUUGUAAUAGUGUUCCAGCUGGACAAUUCAUCCUCUUCAGACCUCCGGUGGCCGGUGUGUUGCCCCAGGCUAAUGCACAAGUUGGUGUAGGAGGGGACCGAGCUAUUGGCACGCCGAUGGUCCUUGACUCAGUGCCCGUGGUCCAUAACCAAGUUACUGCCAAGAGAGUCCGGCUCUUCGGUGUGAACCUCGACUGCCCUCAAUCACAAGACUCUAAUAUUAUUAUCCCCGAAUCUCUUGUACCUCAUCCUCAACCAAGAAAUCCUCCUUUUUAUUUUCCCCUCGCCGGAGCUAGUUCAUCGGAGGAUGAAACACCACUAUCUCUGGAUCUUGACAUUUAGUUUUUGAUGAAUGAGAUUUUAGAGUUAUAAUUCAGUUGGAAGGAAGAAGGAUGAAAAGAAGAAUGUUUCGAAGCUGGUUUUUCUUUUCUUUGUUCCAACCUUUCUUUCAAUUGUA
Molecule: messenger RNA, 1584 nt
Organism: Dioscorea cayenensis subsp. rotundata (Guinea yam)
Lineage: Eukaryota; Viridiplantae; Streptophyta; Magnoliopsida; Dioscoreales; Dioscoreaceae
Product: B3 domain-containing protein Os03g0120900-like
Exons: 1
Coding region: 384-1469 (361 amino acids)
Molecular function (GO): DNA binding; DNA-binding transcription factor activity
Source: RefSeq, a predicted model, not a curated record